UGCAGAAAGAAUUCAAGAUAAGGCUAAGCAUGAAUCAAAAGUAAACCUCCUCCCUGCUUAUUCUUGACUACUCGUUAUAAUCAAAAUGUUUGAAAACUUUGAAAAGAAUGUAAAUCUACUCGACCACAUGGUUGGAAUAAUUUCUUUUCAUCGUCGUAAGAAGUAGCCAGAGAUCACUGUGAGAAGUAAAAUAACUUGAUUUGCAGCGUUCUCCCAUUUGUGGGCUACUGCUGUGGCUCUAUUUCACAACGAUGGCCUCGAUCCCACACCCCCCACACGCAGUAUUGGUGCCCUUUCCCAGUCAGGGCCAUGUCAAUCCACUCAUGCACUUUGCCAAGCUCUUGGCCGCCAGAGGAUUCUUCGUAACUUUCAUCAACACAAACUGGAUGGAACACCGGAUCUUCAAAGCGCCUAACGAUGCCGCAGCGCUUUCCCAUCAGCUGCAGCACCAAGGCCUUCAGAUUCGCUUUCUGGCUCUUCCCGAUGGCCUCCCUCCCGACCAUCGACGAGCACAAGCGAUGGUCGAGUAUUUCCAGGCCAUGCAAAAGUCAGGCCCCGCCAUGGUUCGACUACUUCAAAGCGUGGGUAAUGUCGAAGUCCCACCGAUCACCUGUAUUGUUAGCUCUUGCUUCAUGUCUUGCACCCUCCAAGUGGCCACAUCUCUGGCUGUGCCUCGCGUCGUUUUCUGGACUUACUGCACCUCCGCUGCCAUUGUACUCGCCAAUUGUCGGAUGCUUGUGGAGAAGGGAUAUAUUCCGAUAAAUUUGAAGGAGGCACGGCGGCCAGAAAACCUUAUCACUUGUCUUCCGGGUAACAUUCCUCCUUUGUGGCCAACAGACCUUCCAACUGCCUUCAGAGUUGAAGACACCGCCGAUUCCACGUUUCAAUUGAUGAUGUACGAAUCUGAGAUUCAGGACAAGGCAGACUAUGUGCUUAUCAACGUGUUUGAAGAGCUGGAAGGACCCCAGGCUGCAGAGGGGCUCUCUAAAGGUUACCCUGCUCUACCCAUCGGACCUAGAUUGCCUUAA
This is a messenger RNA of Cryptomeria japonica (Japanese cedar), 1028 nucleotides long. Its product is annotated as 7-deoxyloganetin glucosyltransferase-like. The transcript is spliced from 2 exons. Bases 252 to 1028 code for a protein of 258 amino acids. The record is from RefSeq and is a predicted model, not a curated record. Lineage: Eukaryota; Viridiplantae; Streptophyta; Pinopsida; Cupressales; Cupressaceae.